AAGAAAUGCUUUCCCUUCACUCUUGCGGAUGUUGCCGUGUUUUAACAUCGAUAGCAUUCCGAUUACAAACCUCACCUUCUCCUUCACUCUUUCUCUCUGCUCCUACAAACUAUAAAUCUCGUUUUGGCACCGCGAACGCUUGUUCUGGUUUCGCUGGCGACUCAGACUCCGAUGAAGAGCAAAAAUUGAAUUUCUCCGGUGUGCGAUUGGAGGAGACUGUCGAUAGUAGAAUCGGAUCUGGAAAAGUUAGACUCGAUAAUUGGAUCUCUUCUCGCAUCAACGGCAUCAGUAGGGCGCGUGUGCAAUCAAGUAUCAAAGCGGGACUCGUUCAUGUCAAUGGCCGUGUGGUUGAUAAGGUUUCUUUCAAUGUCAAAGUUGGGGAUGAGAUCAAGUGCACAAUCGCAGAGUUGCAGAAGUUGAGGGCAGUGCCAGAAAAUAUCCCUUUGGAUAUAGUUUAUGAAGAUGAUCACGUGCUAGUCAUAAAUAAACCUGCACACAUGGUUGUGCAUCCAGCACCUGGCAAUACAUCUGGGACGCUUGUCAAUGGCAUUCUUCACCAUUGCAACCUUCCAAAUUUUGAACUUUCUAAAGAGGAAGCUCUUUCAGAUAGAGAAGAUUCUGAUGAUGAUUUUGUUGGCCACUGCUCUGAGGCAAGUUCUAGUGAACAGUUACAUUCUAGACUUUCUGUGGCAUCAGUUCGCCCAGGAAUUGUACACAGAUUGGACAAAGGCACUAGCGGGUUACUCGUUGUUGCAAAGGAUGAACAUUCACAUAUGAAAUUGUCAGAACAAUUCAAGCAGCGUACCAUCAAGAGGGUCUAUGUUAGUCUUACUGCUGGGGUACCCACUCCUGUCGCUGGGCGUGUAGAGGUUCCAGUUGGCCGUGAUCUUAAUAACCGGAUUCGCAUGACUGCUGUAGCUGGACCAGUUAAUUCUAGAAAGGCCCGCCAUGCUGCUAGUAGGUACAAAGUAAUUGAGAUACUUGCUGGGGGCAGUUGUUCAUUGGUUGAGUGGAAGUUGGAAACUGGACGCACACAUCAGAUCCGUGCGCAUGCUAGGUAUUUGGGGGUUCCUCUGCUUGGUGAUGAGGUGUACGGAGGGACGAAAAGCAUGGUCUUGUCACUGCUACGACCUCGAACAACCCUGAGUUCGCAUAGCAAAAUUGUGAAAAUGAUUUCUAGGCUAGAUAGGCCUUGCCUUCAUGCUUUGACUCUUGGGUUUCAGCAUCCCCAUACAGGGGAGCAGGUUCACUUUUCAUGCGAACCCCCUGCAGACUUCGACGAAAUUUUGAGCCAGCUACGGGAAAUUGGUAGUGAGAAGGUUUCUUUUUCCAACCGUUCGAAUUUAUGACGAGGGAGUGAUAUUCAUAUUUAGUUAGCAGGUUUCGAUUUCUUUUCAAAUUAAUUCGCUAUGCAUCUUUUUUCCAUACCUAUUAUCAAAUAAAGUAAAAUGUUAACAUUUGAGGGUUGAUUUUAAUUA
Messenger RNA from Abrus precatorius (Indian licorice), 1478 nucleotides. RefSeq names its product RNA pseudouridine synthase 2, chloroplastic. The record is from RefSeq and is a predicted model, not a curated record. Gene Ontology annotation, biological process: pseudouridine synthesis. NCBI's taxonomy places the organism in Eukaryota, Viridiplantae, Streptophyta, Magnoliopsida, Fabales, Fabaceae. Gene Ontology annotation, molecular function: RNA binding; pseudouridine synthase activity. Bases 6 to 1349 code for a protein of 447 amino acids. The transcript has 7 exons.